GGUUGAUAGUCGACCCGUUGAAAGUAGUGACGAGCGCUGGCUGAAGAAAACGUGGAAAAGUUUGGACUUGGAGGCAGGGCGAUUUUUUUGACGUGUCCACGACAGAAAGAAGAGAAUAUUAUUCACAGAGAAAGGGAAUCAAGACGCUUUGAACGUCGUGGAAAAAGGGGAACAGAAUACACCCCGACUUGCGAUAGCUGUUUAUAUUUGAGAAGUGCGAUGGCGCCCUCUCUCUCGCAGGCCUAUAGGAGGCGCUGGUGGAUGGCAUGCACGGCGGUGGUGGAGAACCUGCUCUUCUCAGCUGUGCUGCUCGGCUGGGGCUCGCUGCUCAUUAUGCUGAAGAAUGAGGGCUUCUACUCUCACCUGUGUACAGAGAAUGUGACAGAGAGCGGUAAUGUCAGUGUGUGGGACAGUGAGGAGUGGCUCAGCUGUGUGGAGCAGGAGGAGAUGCUGAACCUGGGCUUCACCAUCGGCUCCUUCCUCCUCAGCGCAGCCACCCUCCCCCUUGGCAUCCUGAUGGACAAGUACGGGCCCCGCCCCCUCCGGCUGCUGGGCAGCGCCUGCUUCGCCUUCUCCUGUGCCCUGAUCGCAGCUGCAGCCUACGACCCCCCAGUCCUCUCCGCACUCAUCUUCAUCGCGGUGUCCUUCAAUGGCUUUGGAGGAAUCUGUCUAACCUUCACUUCCCUCACGUUACCAAACAUGUUUGGAAAUGUUCGUUCCACCAUCUUAUCCAUCAUGAUUGGAUCCUACGCCUCCUCUGCUGUUACCUUCCCUGCAGUGAAGCUGAUAUAUGAUGCAGGCGUGUCCUUCCGUGUGAUCAUGUGGGUGUGGGCGGCGCUAGCGUGCCUCGUCUUCCUUAACUGCUUCCUGAACUGGCCUGUGGAGUCCUUCCCCGCCCCUGAGGAGAUGAGCUACACGAAGAACGUCAAGCUGAGCGGCCUGGCUUUGGAUCACAAGGUGACCGGCGACCGCUUCUACAGUCAUGUGACCACGGUGGGCCAGCGUCUGAACCAGAAGCAGCGAGAGGCGGAGCUCUCCUCCGAGCAUAUCCACAGCGCUGCCGCUGAAACCCAGCCCGGGUCCCCCCCGUUCCGCAGGUCCGUCUGCUCCCCCAUCUUUCUGUGGAGUCUCAUCACCAUGGCAAUGACACAGCUCCGCAUUAUAUUCUUCAUGGGGGCCAUGAACAAGAUGCUGGAGUUCCUGGUAACCCAUGGCGACCCACACCCCACUGCCGACUUGGUACAGGAAGCAGAGGAAGAAGUGGCGUUCUACUCCUCCAUCUUCGGCACCCUGCAGCUGCUUUGCCUGGUCUCCUGUCCCCUGAUUGGCUACAUCAUGGACUGGAGGAUGAAGGAGUGUGAGGAGGACGGGACAGUGCUGGAGGGAGAGAAGAGCCUCCCAGGGCCUCCAAAGAGAGACAGAAAGAUCCAGAAACUGACUAACGCCGUAAGAGCCUUCAUCUUCACCAACCUGCUGCUGGUCAUCUUCGGAAUCAUCUCCCUGAUAGACAAUCUACCCAUACAGAUCGUCUCGUUCAUCUUGCACACUGUAGUGCGAGGCUUCAUCCACUCUUGCUGCGGUGGUCUGUAUGCUGCUGUGUAUCCCUCCAACCAUUUCGGGACCCUGACGGGGCUGCAGUCCAUGAUCAGUGCGCUGUUUGCCCUCUUCCAGCAGCCCCUCUUUAUACUCAUGGUGGGACCCUUAAAGGGAGACCCCUACUGGAUCAACCUGGGCCUGCUCAUUUUCUCACUGGCCGGGUUCCUGUUACCUGGCUACCUCUUCUAUCACCGUACGCACCUCAUCCAGGAGAAGGCAAUGCAGGAACAAGAGACUCUCAACCAAUCAGAGAACACUGACCCCAAAUACCAUAGCAACGGUCACCUUGCACAUGAAGCUUAGGGUUAUAUAAAUAAAUAAGAAUAUGUUCAUCAGAAUAUGGUUUCUCUCUAGUAAUAACAGUCACAAUCCAAAAAUGGACUAUGGACUUGGAAUUUUAAACUUAUACAUUUGUUGUACACACACACACACACAC
Molecule: messenger RNA, 2032 nt
Organism: Megalops cyprinoides (Indo-Pacific tarpon)
Lineage: Eukaryota; Metazoa; Chordata; Actinopteri; Elopiformes; Megalopidae
Gene: slc43a1b
Product: solute carrier family 43 member 1b
Exons: 15
Coding region: 220-1899 (559 amino acids)
Biological process (GO): neutral amino acid transport; transmembrane transport
Molecular function (GO): L-amino acid transmembrane transporter activity; neutral L-amino acid transmembrane transporter activity
Source: RefSeq, a predicted model, not a curated record